AUGUGCAGCAAAGCGUUUCUCGCCCUGCUGCUUUAUGGGCUGGUUAUGCACUGCAGCGUCUACUGCUCACCUGCUGCCGCCGCCGCCGCUGCUGGACUUCAGUACCCCGCGCUGAGGCUGGAAGAUGAAAUGUACGACGAAGAGGGCAACACUCUUUCGGACUAUGCCUUUGACAGCGAACCCCUCAGUAUAGCCGACCCUUCCUCCAUGCUGGACGACAUGUAUACUUUGUAUUACCCGCCGGACAAAAGGCAUGCAGAUGGGAUACUUAAUAAAGCCUACAGAAAAGUGCUGGGCCAGUUAUCUGCAAGGAAGUAUCUGCAUUCUCUGAUGGCCAAGCGGGUGGGUGGGGCCAGCAGCCUGGAGGACGACUCAGAACCCCUUUCCAAAAGGCACUCUGAUGGCAUAUUCACAGAUAGCUACAGCCGCUACCGAAAACAAAUGGCUGUCAAGAAAUACUUGGCAGCAGUCCUGGGUAAAAGGUAUAAACAAAGAGUUAAAAACAAAGGACGGCGAGUAGCUUAUUUGUAG
Protobothrops mucrosquamatus (brown spotted pit viper) is the source of this 531-nucleotide messenger RNA. RefSeq names its product adenylate cyclase activating polypeptide 1 (gene ADCYAP1). Gene Ontology annotation, biological process: positive regulation of ERK1 and ERK2 cascade; neuron projection development; regulation of protein localization. The record is from RefSeq and is a predicted model, not a curated record. Gene Ontology annotation, cellular component: neuron projection; perikaryon; extracellular region. The transcript is spliced from 4 exons. Bases 1 to 531 code for a protein of 176 amino acids. Gene Ontology annotation, molecular function: pituitary adenylate cyclase activating polypeptide activity; peptide hormone receptor binding; neuropeptide hormone activity. Lineage: Eukaryota; Metazoa; Chordata; Lepidosauria; Squamata; Viperidae.